This is a messenger RNA of Cyprinus carpio (common carp), 7296 nucleotides long. Its product is annotated as rabphilin-3A-like. Gene Ontology annotation, biological process: intracellular protein transport. NCBI's taxonomy places the organism in Eukaryota, Metazoa, Chordata, Actinopteri, Cypriniformes, Cyprinidae. The record is from RefSeq and is a predicted model, not a curated record. Gene Ontology annotation, cellular component: membrane. Gene Ontology annotation, molecular function: small GTPase binding.
GUGGAAUAAGUAAAGAGGGCUACAAGCAAAGCUCAGAGAAGGAAGAUGAGGAAAAGAGCGCGUGCACUGAGCGCUCUCCUCGUGCGCAGUCGCUACUGACCUCACUGCCAUAGUCCGCAUUGUUUGCAGUCGCCUUCCUUCACGAGUGGGCGGUUGUUAUCAGGUUCCAGUGAUUUCACGAUGACAGACGCGAUGAUGGGCACGAAAGGUGUCCAUGUGCAUUCUGGACCGUGUCUCGGUGCAGAGCUGACUGAUGAGGAGAAGGAGAUCAUCAACAGCGUCAUCGUCCGGGCCGAAAAAAUGGAGGCAAUGGAGCAAGAGAGGAUUGGACGUCUGGUGAAUCGUCUGGACAACAUGAAAAAAGCCGUUUGUGGGGACGGAGUGUCGCGCUGCUUUUUAUGUGGAGAGCAGCUGGGUGCAGGAGGGGACAGAUCAGUGGUUUGUGAGGACUGUAAAAAAAACAUGUGCACCAAGUGUGGAGUGCAGGCGAACGCUCGGCCGCGGUCUGUGUGGCUCUGCAAGAUCUGCAGUGAGCAGAGAGAGGUAUGGAAGCGAUCUGGAGCCUGGUUCUUCAAAGGUCUCCCUAAGCAGUUCUUGCCCUCACCGAUGCCCAUCUCCAGAGCCAGAGAUCCCAGUCCCCAGAAGAGCCCUGCAGCUGCUCCAGCGGCUGUGCAGACUCAAGCACCGGUCGCAGCUCCAGAGCCGAUAGUAGAUCCACCGAUUGCCCGAAAACCACCUUUGGCUCCGAAACCUGCUCACCUUCACACUCACAGUUACUCAGAGACGGAUGGAGAUGCGGGAAGCUCCCAGAAUUCCCCAGCGCUGAUGAAGAAGACGGUGAACGUCCACGCAGCCAGACCAGUCCCAUCAGGCACAUUCCAGCCGGCAGCUGCUCAGGAGGCAGAGAGAGGAGUGCCUCAUGUGCAGGAGAGAGCUCAUCCCACAGAGAGAGAGGAGAUGAAGCCCGCUCCGCCUGCGGAUGACGACGACGAGGCCAACAGCUAUGACUCCGAUGAAGCUACAACUCUGGGAUCACUGGAGUUCACUUUACUGUAUGACCAAGGGAACAACAGCCUCCACUGCAGCAUUAUUAGAGCGAAGGGUUUGAAACCGAUGGAUUCGAACGGACUGGCAGAUCCUUAUGUCAAGCUUCAUCUGUUACCGGGUGCAAGCAAGUCAAAUAAAUUACGCACCAAGACCCUACGCCACACUCGUAACCCGUCCUGGAACGAGACGCUGGUGUACCACGGGCUGACAGACGAGGACAUGCAGCGCAAGACCCUCAGAAUAUCUGUCUGUGAUGAAGACAAGUUUGGUCACAAUGAGUUCAUCGGAGAAACCAGAGUUGUGCUGAAAAAACUCAAGUUCAAUCAGAAGAAGAACUUUAACGUGUGUCUCGAGAGGGUUGUGCAGACAAAAAAAACAUCGACUGCAGGCGGUGCGCGAGGAAUCACUCUCUACGAGGAUGAGACUGGGAAGGACGGCGCUGAGAUAGAAGAGAGAGGACGAAUCCUGAUAUCCCUCAUGUACAACACUCAGCUGGGUCAUCUCAUUGUAGGCGUUAUACGCUGUGUUCACUUAGCAGCAAUGGACGCCAAUGGGUAUUCUGAUCCUUUUGUCAAAAUAUGCCUGAAACCUGAUAUGGGGAAGAAAGCAAAGAACAAGACGCAGACCAAGAAGAAAACACUCAACCCUGAGUUUAAUGAGGAAUUCAGCUAUGAAAUUAAGCAUGCAGAGCUGGCCAAAAAGACUCUUGACAUCUCAGUAUGGGAUUAUGACAUUGGAAAAUGCAAUGACUAUAUAGGAGGCUGUCAGCUGGGUAUCACUGCCAAAGGUGAGCGUUUGAAGCACUGGUACGAAUGCCUCAAGAACAAAGACAAGAAGAUCGAGCGCUGGCAUACUCUGCUCAACGAGAACCACGUCUCCAGCGAUUAGCCUCUUAAAGCGUUCUGCAUGCCUUUAAGUUCUACUCGGCCCCUUUUGCAACUCCAUUCCCCUCCACUAACUGCAUAUCUUGAGCUAUACCGAUCUUGCUCUUGUCCGGCUGACACAUGAUAUGCUUUCAAGAAACUAAAUGUGACGUCUGGAGCUCUUCUGUUCACUGUGACCCACACAGACGACUAUAGGUUAGCACUGAAGUGUUAAAGAACUGCACAAAUACGUUCACUAAUCUGGCCGCAGUAGCAUUGUGUUUUUAAGUUCUAGUUUAAGAACAAUUGUAGAAACUCCAAAUAAUUAUCUUGUUGUGGGAAUGCAUUACUAUCAAGUCUCUUAGCAAUCUCUCUUAUUAAAAAGCAUUAGGAAAGUCUUUCUCCUUAAAAAAAAAAGAGGCCGAUACAGAAUGUAAAAGCCCUAUUUUCAACCAGUCUAAGAAUGUUUACAGGCCAUAUAGAAUGUCAGGUAAAAUGACUUAAUUCUAUUUAGCGACUUAUUUAAAUAGCUUCAACAUCUAAUUUACACGAGGCAAUGUUAUAUAUGCUAUAGUUUUUUUGUUAGAUUUUAUUUUUAUAUUUUGAAAAACUAUCAUUUUUAGAUAUCACUUUAAUUUUAGUUCACGUUUUAAUAAUUUGGCUUUUAGUUUUUGCCAUUUUUUAAAUGUCUAUAUAUAUUUUUUUAUACAUUUUUGUGUAUAAGUUUAAUUUUUUUAUAAGUGUUUACUACUACAAGUUAAACUAAAACAAAAUACAAAUAACAGAUUUAAUUAUUAUUAUUAUUUUUUAUGGUUUUAAUUUUAGUUAGCUAUAUGAGGUCAAAAGCACUAGCUUGUUGUUUCAGACAAAUAGGAAGCAACAUGUAGGGAUGUUUACACAGCACAGAUAAGACUAAACCUAAAGAAUGUCCAAACUAGAACAUUAUCUGUGCACCAGUGAUACAUUUAGACUUCGCUUAGGUAGUCUUCAAAUCUAAUGAAUGCGAUUUUGUAACACAUUGCUUGGUACGUCUGGUUUACAACUACAUUAUUACUGUACUGUAUGUAAGCACACUCUUCAAACAUGCAUCCUAUUUAUGGUCUUUAAUGUGCUGAAAAUACAAUUGCCUUGACAUUAAUGAUAACAUCCAUGGAUAAAUGAAAUAGGAAAGACUAAAACGAGUCCACUGCAUCGUGUGGCUGUGACGCAAGCCAAGAUUACUGUAACAGAAAAAAGUGCUGCAGUCCAAUCACUUGAACACUGAAAGGAAAGCACAGUUACAAUGGAAUGACCUCAACAUUUCUAUUCUUUGCUGUUAUUAUAACCAGCUCUUAUGCAUGAGAGUGUCUUAGAUCAUAGCGAAUACCAUUCAUUUGCUUUGUAUAAUUUAAUCCCCGCAAAUGAAAUUACUGUUUACGUACCAACAAACACUUGGCGGCGACACUUCCGGGUUUCUCAGGAACCCCAAAACAGAGCUGCUUUACAUUACAUGACAAACAUCUGAGCUGAAAAAGACUGAAAAGUGAUUUGUGCGAGGUCGAAACGCCACAUUUCCAAAAGAUUUUUGGAUCUUUGAAGAAUUUUAGCAAGCCUCAAAUAUGCAAAUUAUGAUAGUUCACCAAUCCUGAGCAAAAUGAUCUGCUACAAUGCAAGGUUUCAAGUCUUGAAAAGGUCUUAAUUUGGUGUUUUUUUUUUUUUUUGCUCAUAGUUCAAGACUUGAAAAGGUCUUAAAAUGGAGCAAAAAGUUAUUCUUGAAAGUGAAUGCAUAAAAUUGUGGCAUUAAAUGCUGCAUAAAAAAAUAAAAUAAAAAAAAUCUUCAGAAUUUUUGCUUGUUUUCCAAUGCAGAUAUAAGUCAGUUUAUGCUUAAAACCAGAACAAAUAUCUGCCCUCUGCCAAGGAGGGAUGAAAAUGUGUGUUUGGCACAUACUUGUUCUCGUUUUAAUCAUAAACUUACUUCAGGUUGAUCAAUUCCUCAUAAACAAGACUUAUGUACUUUUGCUUCUCAAGUAAAUGUCCCUUGAUUUAAGAUUCUUUAGACAUUUUUGCGACAAAAAUAUUGAUUACAAACAUUAUUUUUACAUUUAUGCAUUUACAUUUAGAGACCACAUAGAUGUAUCAUGUUUCAUUCAAUUUAUUCCUUAAAUUUUCUUUUCUUGGUCUUAAAAGUUAUUAAAAAGCCUUAAAUUUACCUUCAUUAAACCUGCAGAAAUCCUGUAAUAUGACCCAGCUGUUGGUAAAUUUGCGUUUUACUAGGCAUCAUGCAAAGAGUUGCGAACAAUUGAUUUAAUCUUUUGAACCAUAAUUGUGGUGUCAAUAUAUUUCAUAUUUUAUAUUAUUGAUGGCAUUUGGUCCUAUAACACCAAAUAACCAUCAAUGAUUGUGAAAAGAUAUUUGAACGAAAACUUUUCAAAGCUGAAAAAAAAAGGAUUUUGAAUGCUGCAAGUAAUUUUACAGUGUUAUCAAGUCUGAUCAAUAUCAAAUAUUAAUAUUUAUGUGGUCAAAUGUGUAUUUAAGCAAAAAAGAUGCAUUGCUUAUCUGAUUUUACCUUCAUUUUUUACAAAGAUAUAUGUCAUAUUUCAGGCUUUAGAAGUUUGUGAGGAUGUGUAUUUAACUUCCUGUUUGCACGUUCGACAAAUAAAUGACCAAAACUAUCUAUAAAUCUGAGAAUAAAGAGCACAGUGAAGGGAGAUUAAACUAGAAGAAACCGGAAGUGUGGUCGCCUGUUGUUUGACAUUACAGAAGAUUUUAAAACGUUCAUGCCACAAGGAAUCACAUUUCUUUGGUAUUUUCACAUAUAAGAGAUCACUGUAUUAAAAAACACUUUGAGAACAUAAAAUAUCUUCUAAAAAGAGCUUUUAUUGUUACUACUGGAAAAAAAAAAACUUGAUAUGAUGUUUUAUUUUGAAUGAUAUGGUGCUUUGCAUUGAAGUCUCAAAGGGUCAAGUAAAUCAAAAAAAGGAAUAUCAGAAUUAAAAAAAAACAACGCAUGACACGACCCCUGGAUUAUUUUGUAGUCCAGAUAAAUCCUUUAGGUUUUCAGAAUAAUGAAUGUGAUCUUGCUGUAUUUUUUCACGAGACCUUAUUCACAUGCAGAGCUGUCUAUGAUAUCUGUCAUUUGCAAAAACGAAAUAUAGCACACUAGUCUGAUACUUCAAGACCAUAUUUGCCAGUUUAGUUUGUGAAUGUUUAUUGGUAUGAAUUUGUUCUUCUUUCAUUAACAAUGCAAUUGUAUAUAUAUAUGCACAGCAGGGAAGUGUUUACUGUGUGUCUGAAGUUUGCAUGUAAAGAUUUUACUUGGAGUUCAAAACACAGAGGCCAAUAAAAGUCAAUAUAAACUGCAGUUAUUUGUUGACUUCAUUUAUGUGCACUGUGAAGUCUUUCAUUACAUGUUUGAAAAUAAUGCUGUGAGGUAUAGAUUUACAGUCUUUACAAUGAUACACACUGUACUGAAUAAGGUCACAAAGUUCAGUUUGCCUACUUCAAGUUUUUUUCUUUUUCUUUGCAUUUUUGUUCAACUGAACAGUAUGUUGUUAAACACUAACGAAUGCUGUACUUCUGUCCCUGUUUUAGUUCCUGACGAUAGUGAAAUAUAGCACAGCUCUAUUUUGGCUCAUGUCACAACAUCUGAACUGGCUUAAGUCCUCACAUAAACAUUGUGGGAGAAAAGCAGAACCUUCUGUCUUGUUUCUUGUGAUUCAUAUAGAAGUUUUCAAAUAUUUGCUAAAGAAAAGGCUUCAUAAAUAUUGACAUACUGACGUCUAAUUGCAUUGGCAAAUAUUUUAGGGCACAUGUCAGACAAUUUAUAGUCAGAUUUAUAAUAUUAGACAAAGUCCACCCAUUCUCUGAAACACGAACAUAGUAAUGGACCUCAAUUUGCAAUUGAAUUUUAAUUUGAAAAUUUAAGGAAUUCAUUUAAAUUCCUAUUAUUAAUAAUUAUUCUGCUACUCUUUGUGUUUAUGUAUUUACAUUGUCAUUAAUUAGUUUUAUUAGACUUCAAUGAAAAGCACCAUAUCAUUCAAAAUACAGGCUAAUAUUACACAGCUAAAAAAAUCCACAACCUUACCAUGGAAAAAUCCAUCUCUUGGAGAUCUGUUUAUAGGCACAAAAUAUUUUUUCUUUAUGGUGAACUUAAGAUUUUAAGAGCGAGUAAAGAAAAUUUAAGGAUCAAAUUGAAAGGAAUACAAUAUGUCAAUGUUUUCUAAAUGUAAAUGUCUACAGAGCACAAAAUGAGUUGUAGCAAGACUUAAAAUACUUCUAACAGAUCUACAUUACUUUUAAUUGUUUUGCAGAAAAGAAAGAAAGGAAGUUAAUCAAAUUGCAAAAAGUGCUGUUCUUCCUGUGUUUUUUGUCUUGUUUUCAAGCGCAAAUAUCCAAAGAUUCUUAAAUUAAGAUGCAUUGAGAAGCAAAAUGACUUGAUAAAAAAAAGAGCAAAUAUCUGCCAAAUGGGCUCAGAAACCCCCUGACAGAUAUUUGCUCUUGUUUUAAGAGCAAUUUUGAUCUAUAUUUUAGAAACCAAGACUUCAACUAUCUUCAUUUUGCAUCUCAAGUAAACACUUUUUAAGGAAAUGUAGAUAUAUUGGAAAACAUGACAAAAACACGGAGGCAGCUUUUUUUCUCCCAGGGCAUGCAACAUUAAAUGACAUGACUAUGAAUUUAAGACUUUCUGCUCCGGUUUAACAAGUUUGUAUAAUCUUAAUUUAUGGAAGGGCAAAUUAAUAUAUAAUAUGCAUGUUUGAUUACAGUUCCAAGUCUACCAAAUUCUGGCAGGCAACUUUUAUUGGAUGAACCAGUGGCAUCCUUCAUCUUAUGAGUUUCAAUUUGAAUGUUUUUAUUACAACGUGAUUUUGUUGCUUCAAAAGACUUAAAUAAAUCAGUAAAGGUAACAUGGAUUAAAUUCUCACUAACCUUGUGUUCUUCGGUGUUUGGCGGAAGAAAGAAAGCCACGCAGCUUUGGAACAACAUGAGUGUAAAUUACAGAGUUUUCAUUUUUGGUCAAACUAUUUAUGCAUCCUUAUGUUACUGCAGAUUUUUGAGUUAAAUGUGAGUGAGGCAUUUUGAUUUUUAUUGAACUCCUAAUGCUAUGUUUAUUGAUGUAAACGGGUGGCUUUUGAUAAGGAAGAGAAUAGACAAUAUGAGCAAAAGUGUAAAGUCAAGGACCAUUAUUGGCAAUCAGUCUUUUUGAGCGGUAAACACAUGCAGAGAUUUGCAGGAAUGUCCUGCGAGUUAAAAUGAGAGAAACAUGUCAAGUUAACAAACAUUUUAAAAGAGCCUAAUUAUCAAGAAUAAUGUGUGUGCUUUCUUUCAAUUUGGAUCUUCUAUUUUUAACUUUCAUAAACCACACACACACACACACACACACACACACACACACACACAAAAACAAUCA